Molecule: messenger RNA, 900 nt
Organism: Cyphellophora europaea CBS 101466
Lineage: Eukaryota; Fungi; Ascomycota; Eurotiomycetes; Chaetothyriales; Cyphellophoraceae
Exons: 1
Coding region: 1-900 (299 amino acids)
Biological process (GO): regulation of DNA-templated transcription
Molecular function (GO): sequence-specific DNA binding; zinc ion binding
Source: RefSeq, a predicted model, not a curated record
AUGUCGACUCCUUACACUCGCACGUCCGAGGCUCGCCGGACUCCGCGCUCUGCCCGACCUUCUACCCGGGCCUCCAGCAGCCACAACGGGUCUUUCGACCAGCAAAUCCACGAUUUCUCCUCCGGCUUCUUCUACAAUUGCGUCAACUGCAAAGCUGCAAUGAAUACGGCCUGGCGACAAGACCCGAGCUAUCCCGAUACGCUCUGUAACGAUUGCGGCAGGAAUCACAUGGACAAAUUCACGUUCAUCGAAGACACUUCCAGAACGCGUUCGACACCCAAGUUCCGAAAUUCUCAGCGUACAACUAUGUAUGGAGGUGGGAUUUCAGGUGUCGAAGACGAUCACUUGGAGGCUACAGAAGACGAAGACACAAUUGGCUCAAUUACCACGGACUCAAGGCACACCCGAGAAACCAACCCACAAUCAUCAAUGAUUAUUGUUGAUGCUCCAGUCCCUUGCCUCGCUAUGGUAGCCAACCUCAAGAUGGUGUCUCAUGUUGCCCCAAGCACUGAGCGUGCCCAAAAUUCUGCUUUGACGUCCACGCCGAUCUUGAGCAAAGAAGCGGCCCAGCGCCUGAGCAGUGCAACUGAGAAGCUUCCCAAGCUGAACAGACAAGCAGGUAUCAUCCAAACGGAGCAGGAAACAAUUGUUAGGAUGAUCGAAGAGGAUAGUCACACCGUGGCAGCAAACUAUGCGCAGCUGCAAUCUCGGUACGAGGCCACGGUCGUAGAGAACAGUGAGUUGAGAGCGGACACCCGGCAGCUUCGCAAGGAGCGUGACGCUUCGGUAGUAAGAGUUCAGAAAUUGCAAGCAAGGCUGGAGCAGUAUAACCGGGCAAGACUCAGCCUGAUGAUGGUGGGCAGCGAUGACGACGAAGAGCACGAAGAUCAACAGAACUGA